AUGUCGUUCGAAAAACCAAUCACAGAGACCGUCGAGCCCAUGUCGGCUAUUGACAGCCGCAAGCUCGAUGUGGCAGAGGUCAGAGUGGUCAAAGGUAGUGAGGCCUAUAACGAGGCACUCAUUGCCGAGAAACCUCCCAUAUUACACCCGACAUCACUCCGGCUCCUGCUGUGUGUGUUGCUUGGUUUCUUCUGUCAGACCAUGAAUGGGUUUGAUGGAUCGCUCUUUGGAGGCUUGACUGCGAACAAGACGUUUCUCGAAUUCUUCGAUGGCGCAAACAAGGGUUUAUGGGCUGGCCUUAUCUCGUCGAUGUAUCAGAUUGGAGGGGUCUGUGCACUUCCCUUUGUAGGACCAGCGAUAGACACCUGGGGCCGAAGGGCUGGUAUGUUCAUCGGCAGUAUUCUGAUCAUCCUUGGUGCUGUCAUCACGGGCACUACUAUCCACAACGCCAGCGUUCAUCAGUUCAUGGGUGGUCGUUUCCUGCUUGGCUUUGGUGUUUCCAUCGCCUCGGCUGCUGGGCCGAUCUAUGUCGUGGAGACAACACACCCAGCCUUUCGAGGCAUUGCAACCGCAUACUGUAACACCUUUUGGUUCACCGGCUCCAUCCUUUCGAGUGGGGCCAUUCGAGGCGGGCUUAAUUUGAGUGGGAAUAUCUCGUGGCAACUGCCCGUUUGGCUCCAACUCCUGUUCCCCGGUUUGAUUUGCAUGUUCUGUUUCCUCAUUCCCGAGUCUCCACGGUGGCUAUAUGUCAAUAACAAAAGAGAGAGUGCGGUUAACAUGCUAACCAAAUGGCAUGGAUACGGAAAUCGUGACAAUCCUUGGGUGAAGUUGCAACUAGAUGAGUAUGAGGAAUUCUUGAAUCUGGACGGCGGUGACAAACGCUGGUGGGAUUACCGUGCAUUGUUCAACAAACGAUCAAGUGUCUAUCGGCUAGCAUGUAAUUGCUGCUUCUCCAUCUUUGCACAAUGGGCAGGAAACGGCCCCCUGAGUUAUUUCCUCCCAGCUGUGUUGGAUACCGCCGGUUACACAGAAAGCAUCACACAGGCCAAUAUCUUACUGGGCUAUGCGGGCUUCCAGUUUUUCUUUGCGCUCCUGGGUGCUCGAUUUGUUGACCGCAUUGGGCGCCGGCCACUGAUGCUUUUUUCCAUGGCCGGUUGCUGUGUAGUCUGGAUCGCAGUUACAGCGUCCACUGGAAUAUUCGCAGGCUCGGGAAAGACGAACGACGACGCUGCCAGAUCGACAGUUGCGUUCAUUUUCCUGUUUGGAGCGGUCUACUCUUUCGGCAUUACGCCAUUGCAAGCGCUUUAUCCAGUUGAAGUCUUAUCAUUCGAAAUGAGAGCCAAGGGGAUGGCAUUUUCCAGUCUGGCAGUGAACGCUGGUGGUAUGUUGAAUCAGUUUGCGUGGCCCGUGGCCCUGGACGAUAUUGGUUGGAAGACCUACAUUGUGUUCAUUAUCUGGUGUGGGAUUCAGACGGUUGUUUGGUACUUCUUUCUUCCAGAGACUCGAAAGAGAACGUUGGAGGAACUCGACAAAAUCUUCGAGGCGCCAAAUCCUGUCAGGUUCUCUCUCAAGGCUCACAAACUUGCUAUCAAUCAUGACAACCAGGUUAUUGCUACUGACGAAGCCUAA
This is a messenger RNA of Exophiala bonariae, 1629 nucleotides long. RefSeq lists its product as uncharacterized. Gene Ontology annotation, cellular component: membrane. The transcript is spliced from 5 exons. The coding region runs from base 1 to 1629 and encodes 542 amino acids. Gene Ontology annotation, biological process: transmembrane transport; carbohydrate transport. The record is from RefSeq and is a predicted model, not a curated record. Gene Ontology annotation, molecular function: carbohydrate:proton symporter activity. NCBI's taxonomy places the organism in Eukaryota, Fungi, Ascomycota, Eurotiomycetes, Chaetothyriales, Herpotrichiellaceae.